AGCAAGAAAAUAUCCAUCAAUUGCAGUCAUUAUAUUUGAGUUUGUGAGAGGAACAUAAAGAGUUCCUUUCAACUCCAAAAAAGAGAAAAAAAAAACAAAAAUAUGGGAGCUUGUGCUAGUGCACCGAAGGACUUGAAGGCUGAGGCCAAGGCAGCCCCUCUACCGGAGCAACCAAAGGAGGAGGAAACCACCGCCGCCGCCGCCGGCAGCCCGGAGGUGACAACCGUUGACAAGGAGGUGAACGGAGAAGAUGAAGAAAAGAAGGUGGAAGAUGGUGAUGUUGCUAAGCCAAAGGAGGAUGAGAAGGUGGCCGGGGAUAUUAACAAAUCCAAUUCUCUUGGGUCGUUGCUUGAUGAGACCGAAGUAGAAAAGGAGUCAGUUAAAGAUGAGAAAAGCUCGGAAACCACAGAGAAAAAACCAGAAGAAGCAAAGGUGGAGGAACUUCCAGCAUCAGAUGCCAACAAAGACACUGAUGCUCAACAACCAGCUGCUGCAGAAGAGGUUGAAAAGAAAUCAACAUAGAGUUUAAUCCAAGACAUGGUCUCAAGAGAGCUUCAAAUUAAAUGAUAAAUGCAUAUGCUUUUUUGUUGGUUACUUGAGGGUCAAGGAAAAAUUGUGUAGCAAAAUAUAUUUGAUUGGAACAUAUAGGGACUUGCAUGGGUUCUAAUGGUGGAUAUAUAUAUAUAUAUAUAUAUAUAUAUAUUGUUUUUGAAGUAUCUA
Messenger RNA from Nicotiana tabacum (common tobacco), 720 nucleotides. RefSeq lists its product as uncharacterized. The record is from RefSeq and is a predicted model, not a curated record. Lineage: Eukaryota; Viridiplantae; Streptophyta; Magnoliopsida; Solanales; Solanaceae.